This is a messenger RNA of Eurypyga helias (sunbittern), 2538 nucleotides long. It is a transcript of the gene SNX19, whose product is annotated as sorting nexin 19. NCBI's taxonomy places the organism in Eukaryota, Metazoa, Chordata, Aves, Eurypygiformes, Eurypygidae. The transcript is spliced from 12 exons. Gene Ontology annotation, molecular function: phosphatidylinositol binding. Gene Ontology annotation, cellular component: early endosome membrane; intracellular membrane-bounded organelle. The record is from RefSeq and is a predicted model, not a curated record. The annotation marks the transcript as partial.
AGGGAGAUUGCUAGCACCAUUCACAAAGUAGUGCGGGACUUUGUCGCUUCCUGGUAUCGCACUGUCAGCAGCGAGCCAGCCUUCGAGGCUGAGGUGGAGAAAGCCAUGAUGGGCCUGGCCACCGAGCUGAGGCUGCGGAUGGGGCGAGUGGACCGCCAAGCCCUGGCCCACCGCCUCCUUCUCCUCUGCGGCCAUCACUUGCAGAGCUACCUGCAGGCCCGUGACGCCCUGAGGGGAGAUCCAGAGGACAGCCGGACCCUGGUGGGCUACGCCCGGGCUGCUGUGGAGAUGCUGCUGCGGGCGCUGGUGCCCCAGCCCCACCUGGAGACACGGACAGGACGCUUUGUAGUGGUGGAGCUGGUCGCCUGCAAUGUGCUACUGCCAGCCAUCAGGAAGAUGUCUGAUCCUGAUUGGAUCAACCUGCUGCUCAUCGGGGCUUUCUCCAAAAAGACACGGGGAAUGGAACCACCCCCUGCACCUGCAGUACCUGAUUUCUUACCCUUCACAGGACAGUUGGAUGCUGCCCCUGCAGGGCUGCCUCCCUCACCGAGGGCCAUGGAGGUGCCUGGGCGAGAGGCAGGGGUUGCUGGCAAGGGGGGAGAGGACACAGUGAGUGGGCCAUGCCGCACAGAGGAGCCCUUACUCCGCCCGCAGGCCCUGGGCUCCCUCUUCCCCUACGAGGGUUUGGAGCUGGAGUCCCCUGCACCUGAUGUGGGCCAGGACACGGACCUGCUGGCACCGUCGCCUGCAGGGGUGUUCCUUGAUGAACCCUUUCAGGACACCUCCACUGUGCUGGAGGGACUGGCCUCUUCAGAGGAUGGGGUAGGGGACCUGGAGGAGGGCACUGCCACCAGCUCAGAUGCUGCCUUGCUUCCCACCUCUGCUUUUGUGCUGAGCUCGUGCCCUGAUAUUCAGAUCGACCCGGCAGUUGAGAAGGAGGAGGAGAGCCUGGCUGUCCUCAGAAAAUCCUCUUCACAAAGGCCCUCCAGCCUGGGGAAAGAUCUGGCGACAGCAGAGGGCCCACCACAAAGUCCCCCAGACCCUGGGCGGACUCUGCCCCUGCUCUCAUCCUCCCCAACGGCUUCCAUCAGCACCUUCAGCUUUGAGCCCCUCAGCAGUCCCGACGGGCCGGUCGUCAUCCAGAACCUGCGGAUAACCGGGACCAUCACUGCCCGAGAGCACAGUGGGACUGGCUUCCACCCCUACACCCUGUACACCGUCAAGUAUGAGACAGCCCUGGAGAGUGAAAGCGCAGGCAGUCUUCAGCAAAUGGCUUACCACACUGUGAACCGCCGUUACCGGGAGUUCCUCAACCUCCAGACCAGACUGGAGGAGAAACCGGAGCUCCGCAAAUUCCUGAAAAAUAUCAAAGGUCCAAAGAAACUGUUCCCUGAUCUUCCGUUUGGAAACAUGGACAGUGAUAAAGUGGAAGCUAGAAAAAGUCUGCUAGAAUCUUUCUUGAAGCAAUUGUGUGCCAUCCCUGAGAUUGCAAACAGCGAGGAGGUGCAGGAGUUCCUCGCCCUGAACACCGACGCCAGGAUCGCGUUUGUCAAGAAGCCCUUUGUUGUCUCCAGGAUAGACAAGAUUGUUGUUAAUGCUAUUGUGGACACCUUGAAGACAGCAUUUCCCAGGUCAGAGCCCCAGAGCCCCACAGAGGAUCUUAGCGAGUCCGAAGUGGAUGGGAAAUCUCAGGCAGAUGGGAAGAAGGCUAACAAGUCCAGGCUGAGGUUCUCAUCCAGUAAGAUUGCUCCAGUGCUGAGUGUGAACGAAGCACAUGACAGGAUCGUGUACUCUGUCAGGGAGGGCAGUGCUGUCUCUGGCACCCUGUCGCUGGCUGCUAUGGAUUCCUUCAUCCAGAAGCAGGAGAAGCUUCUAGAAGCAGUUCUGAGCAAAGCUCCCGAAGGUGAGGGAGGCAGAGAAGCUAAGGAAAGCUCCAUGCAGGAGGAUAUGGACAGGCCGAGCACAUCGGAGCAGGGGACACAUCUGGACACGGAUGCUGACUCUGAGACAGCUUUGGCUGACAUGGCCCUGGAUGUGCUUCGUCUGCUGCUGAUGGAUCACUGGAGCUGGCUGUGCACGGAGAACAUCCAGAAGGUUUUCCACCUGCUCUUUGGGACCCUCAUUCAAAGGUGGCUGGAAGUCCAAGUGGUUAACCUGACCUGCACCCAGCGCUGGGUCCAGUACCUCCAGUUGCUGCAGGAAUCCAUCUGGCCUGGAGGAGUUUUACCAGCAGUGCCUAAACCAGCCAGGACAGAGGAACAGAAGAAAGCAGCAGCAGAGCAGGCCCUGCAGAGCCUGAUGGGGAUCUUGCCUAAAGUGAUCCAAGAAAUCCUUGGAACCAGUAAAUGUCAGAUGAGCUGGAACCUGGUACUGGAGUCCCUGGCCCAGCCUGUGAUAAACAGGCACCUGGUUUUCUGCCUCUUGGACAUUCUGCUGGAGUUCUUGGUUGUGAAGGGCUCCAGCCAUGAGCUGGAAACCGCAGCUGUUGCGCCAUCUGCUUCUAGCGACCUGGACAGAGCAGGCGUGUCGGCACAUUAA